Messenger RNA from Heterocephalus glaber (naked mole-rat), 2181 nucleotides. It is a transcript of the gene Tex12, whose product is annotated as testis expressed 12. The record is from RefSeq and is a predicted model, not a curated record. NCBI's taxonomy places the organism in Eukaryota, Metazoa, Chordata, Mammalia, Rodentia, Bathyergidae. Gene Ontology annotation, biological process: synaptonemal complex assembly. Gene Ontology annotation, cellular component: central element.
UGGCUGCUAUCAAGAAAUCAGAUUUUCCUCUUGUCUGCACACUCACAAGGAGGAACCAAGAGAGCUCUGUUUCAAGAAGAUUCCAAGUCGGGGUGACAUAAGCAAAGAGAAGACACCAUCGGUCUCCUGCACCGGAAGCCACCCAACCUCAAUGGGGCAGCGUGGCCCCAUCAUGUGACUUGCGCACUGACUGCUGGGAGCCUCACGUCCUGCCACUGCCUCACAAGCAGAGUCUGCGCACUUGGGCGCCCCAAUCGACUGCCGAGCUUUUGUUGGAGAAGAAGUUUGUGCUCCCAGGAUAUGAUGGCAAAUCACGUUGUAAAACCUGAUUCUAGAAAUUGCAAGAGGCCAAGAGAAGUGGAGCCUCAAAUGCCAGAUAAUCCAUUGCUGUCCUCUGUUGGAAAAUCAGAUUCACCAUUCUCUGACUGUUCUGGACUAUUUUAUAAAGAUGAGGCCCUGGAGAAAGAGUUGAAUGAUACAAGCAAGGAAAUUAAUGUAAUGUUUUUUGCAUAUGCGAAGAUCUUAAGUGAGAGAGCAGCAGUAGAUGGAUCCUACCUUAAUGAGAUUGAUGAACUCUUCAAAGAAGCUGAUAUUAUUGAGAACUUUCUGAUACAAAAAAGAGAGCACCUGAGACAGAGGCUUACAGUGAUUACAAAUACACUGAAAAGAUAAAAUGUGUACUUAAAAUAAGUUGAGAAUUUAAACCUGUUAUUGUUGUAAUAAAAGAAUGACCUUUAUACUCUGAAAGCUCCCUAGUUGGUAAAGAAAAUGUCUAUCUGAAACAGAGGAUUGUUUUCUAGACUUAAGGACUUUAAGUAAGCUGGACAUUAAUAUGAAGUAUGAAACUUUUCUUUUUUUUGGUACUGAGGAUCGAACUCAGAAUCUUGCCCUUGUGAGGCAGGCGGCAGCACCACUGAGUUAAAUCCCCAGCCCAGAACUUUUCUUUUGAGGGUUAAAUAUUUGUCACAUUUUCUAAAAAUACAAAUUAUUUAAAUCUUUCAUAUAUAAAAUCUUUUUUUUUCAUUUCCCUUAGACUUCUACCCUUUCUUAAACUUCUAGAAGAGGACUCAGUUAAUUUUAUUAUGUUUAACAAUAGUGUACUUUUUUCUUUUAGACUACUUUGAUUAAGUGGCAGAUAGUUUUAGGGAGAAUUUUGAAAUGUUUUUAAUGGUCAGUACUAUAAAAGAACUUUAAACAUGAAAGGUAAUUCAUCUAGUUUCACAAUAUGUAAUAAAAUAUAACUGUGCUAUUGCUAUAUGAUAGUACCAUUUGAUUAUUUUCACUAUUAGUUUUUAUAUAUGACUAAUAAAAGUUUGGCUUAAAAUUAUUUUCUUCUGAUAAAGUAGUAAAAUAAAAACCAGAAAAUACUAACUAGCACCUUGUAUGAAUGGGUUUUUACACAUUAAUUACAUCAGUGUGAGUAGCUAGUGAGUUGUAUUCAGAAGCCUUAGCAGCACUAUGGUAUGGGAUAGAAAUUAGUGAUCCAGAAGUAAGGAGACUGGCUUAAACAAGAUAACUUUGGCAAGUCACUUCAAUCUUAUUAUAAGGUUUUUGUUUUUGUUUUUGUAUUUUGAUACAGAGUCUUCCUUGGUAGUGCAGGCUGGCCUUAAACUCACUAUGUUGCCCAGGGUGGCCUAAAACUCUUGGUGAUCCUCUUGCUUUGGCUUUCCAAGGGCUGGGAUUACAGGCAAGCACCACCAUACCCAAUGAAUCCUAUUAUACUUUGAAAGUUAAUUUGGGCUAAAGGAUCUCUACUACUCAGAUUAACAAUUUCUUCCUUUGAUAUAAAGUACUGCUAUGAUUUUAUUAAGAAGGUUGGUAUGCUAUAUAAGUACAUGAGAUAAGUAUAUUAACCAGAUUUUAAAAAAUCACAGUACCUAUUUUUCAAUCAUGUUGAUAGUUCAUUUCUUUUAUGUAUUUUUUUCAAUAUAAGCAAUCACAAAUUAGGAUACAUUUGCAAAAGGUACACAGGGAAUUGGUAUGCCUAAAGACAGCGUGUUUGUCUUCCUGCCUUCUAGCUGUAAAGUAAAAUUUCAUUUCAUUAGAUUACUAUUUUAGGGCAUAAACAUCACAUUACAUAAAUACCUAUACAAGAAAGAAUGAUGAAAGUAAAAUAAUAUUUACUUUAAAAACUGGUUAAAUUGACAGGAUAGGUUAGAGGUCAACAAAGUACUGGAAAUG